UGGCUGUGGGUGCAGCGGGGGCUGCCGGACCGCUCAGUCCUGGGGCUGCUAGGAAGGCGGCGGGUUUGCCGAGCCGAGUGACGGACAUGGUUUCUCCCCGACCACUUGCGGGCUGAAAAGGGGCCGCCCUGGCGCGGUUGCAGCGGCGAGAAGCGGUGCAUUGCCGUCCUGACCUGCUGCUGAAUGUCUGUCCCGAAGGAUGCGGAGAAGCUUUUGCCGUUGGCGCAGAGAUGGCCCCGGGCGAGCAAGUUCCUGCUGUCGGGCUGCGCGGCCACCGUGGCCGAGCUAGCAACCUUUCCCCUUGAUCUCACGAAAACUCGACUCCAAAUGCAAGGAGAAGCUGCUCUUGCUCGAUUGGGAGACAGUGCAGGAGAAUCUGUCCCCUAUAGGGGCAUGAUUCGCACAGCGCUGGGAAUCAUUCAAGAGGAAGGCUUUCUGAAGCUUUGGCAAGGAGUGACACCCGCCAUUUACAGACACGUAGUGUACUCUGGAGGUCGGAUGGUCACAUAUGAACAUCUCCGAGAGGUUGUGUUUGGCAAAAGUGAAGAUAAGCAUUAUCCCCUUUGGAAAUCAGUCAUUGGAGGGAUGAUGGCUGGUGUUAUUGGCCAGUUUUUAGCCAACCCAACUGACCUGGUGAAGGUUCAGAUGCAAAUGGAAGGAAAACGGAAACUGGAAGGAAAACCAUUGAGAUUUCGUGGUGUGCAUCAUGCAUUUACAAAAAUCUUAGCUGAAGGAGGAAUACGUGGGCUGUGGGCCGGCUGGGUGCCCAAUAUACAAAGAGCAGCGCUGGUGAAUAUGGGAGAUUUAACCACUUACGAUACAGUGAAACACUACUUGGUACUGAACACAGCACUUGAGGAAAAUAUCAUGACUCACGGUUUAUCCAGUUUAUGUUCUGGACUGGUAGCUUCUAUUCUGGGAACACCAGCUGAUGUCAUCAAAAGCCGAAUAAUGAAUCAACCACGAGAUAAACAAGGAAGGGGGCUUUUGUAUAAAUCAUCAACUGACUGCUUGAUUCAGGCUGUUCAAGGUGAAGGAUUCAUGAGUCUGUAUAAAGGCUUUUUGCCAUCUUGGCUGCGAAUGUGAUCUGGUGACAUCUCACAAGGACAUCCAGUGAGACCCAGCACCAUGUUUUCUAAGGAAGAAUGGAACCCUGACUACUUUCACCUUGGACAAGGUUUGGCCUUUGCAAUGCCAUUCUGAGAUGAAGAGGCUGCUUAGAGGAGGGAUUCCAGGAAACAGUGAGCAUCUCAGAUUGGAAGUAGACUAUAGGAAUGUAGAAGAAUAUUUACAUAGUGCUUACGAAAUACAUUUAACCUGUAUAUCAGUAUUUAUAACUGAAGCCUGAUGACUCACUUUUCUUUUGUUAAAGUGUACAUAUGUAAAUUAAAGGAGGUAAAUGAAAAUUCGUGAAUAAAUAUUUUGAUUUCCCUAGUAUUGAAGGAAGUUGAUGUACCUUUUCUUGCCAGGAGGAUGUGGGGAAAAAAGCCAAGUUGAGGUGAUGUUUGAUUUUCAAGGAAAGAAGCAGCUGGAUAUCAGUGCCCACACCUCCACACCUACACCUGUGUUAACUGAUCAGCACUCCACCACACUUGCUCAUAACUUGCCCUGACAUCUACAGACUCUAAAUCUUGACAAUAAGAGAGCGCAUUUGUCUGGUUAUGUCCCAUUACAACCUGGAUUUGCCACUAGCUCUCAAGAAUCUUAAAAAAUAACCUUAUUUGAUUAAAACCAAGCUGUAUAGUUCCUCUGGUAAAGCACCUUUUGUUACCAUGAGCUUUUUUAAUGGUAUUUUAAAAGCAAGACUCACAUAAAGCCAAUUCUGGCCUGUAUCCAUUCUUACCUUCCUUCCCUAAUAUGAGUGCUGGAGAGAGAGGGUUCAUAGGUUACACUAAAACUGUCAGUAGCCUGAAUCUUACUUUGACGAAGCAUCUUACCAAAAAUGUGAUAAGUGUAACCUGUUCAUAGUAUAUAGUUAUAUCUCCAGUCUUUGAAUCCAGACCCUUUUCUUGUUUUAGAAAGGCAAGAGAUUUCUCCAGACUCACCUAUAUACCACC
Messenger RNA from Castor canadensis (American beaver), 2057 nucleotides. It is a transcript of the gene Slc25a27, whose product is annotated as solute carrier family 25 member 27. Lineage: Eukaryota; Metazoa; Chordata; Mammalia; Rodentia; Castoridae. The record is from RefSeq and is a predicted model, not a curated record.